This is a messenger RNA of Megalobrama amblycephala (Wuchang bream), 4564 nucleotides long. RefSeq names its product gastrula zinc finger protein XlCGF57.1-like. Gene Ontology annotation, cellular component: nucleus. The transcript has 3 exons. Gene Ontology annotation, biological process: regulation of transcription by RNA polymerase II. Gene Ontology annotation, molecular function: DNA-binding transcription factor activity, RNA polymerase II-specific; RNA polymerase II cis-regulatory region sequence-specific DNA binding. Lineage: Eukaryota; Metazoa; Chordata; Actinopteri; Cypriniformes; Xenocyprididae. The record is from RefSeq and is a predicted model, not a curated record. The coding region runs from base 1089 to 3023 and encodes 644 amino acids.
AAUCUAUUUUUGCCAAAUGUUAAGACUCUUUCACACCAAAAGUGAAAUAAAUAAGCCUCAGGCUAAAGGAAACUAUUUACGCCUGUACAGUAGAGGGCACAGCUCAAACCUUUCAGCUGUAUGGCCAUUCUGGAUUGAAGAAGAAUAGUAUACAGGAGAAGGAAGUUCAAAACUCUUAUUUCUAAAUCUAAUAUAAAGUUAUUUCUGCUUAUUGGUAUGGUUGAAUUAGGUAAUUGAAGGUCAGCCGCAAAGACAUUGGCAAAUAAAGUGAGAUAAAAUGCAUUAAAUGAAAGAUAAAUCUUAUCAGUCUUAUUUUUUCUUUCCUGGUUUCUCAGUUUUCUCUCUCGCUGGUCUGUAAGGUUUCAAUUGUUAGAGUGGAGAAGAGUUGUUCUUGUUUCAUCACACAUCUGUUCUUAGUCUAGGAGAAAAGGUUGCUCCGGGAUGAAUGGUGCCUUCAGACGGAAACUGACUUAUUAUUACGGAUACAGACUUAUUAUUCUUAUUAUUCUAUAAUGAUGGAAUAUAUAUUCUCAUUAGACAGUUGUUACAGUUACACACGCCCCCUAAACAUGUAUGAAAGCUAAAGUACAAGUUGAGAAGGUUUUGUGAACGGAUUGACUCAUUAAAAAAAAAAGUAUGCAUUUUGGCAAAACUGUCUGUUUCUUUGAUAUUAAGUGUUUUAAUUCAAAUGAUUAAAAGUGUUAUGAUGAUUAAAAGUGUUGAAAUAUUAAGUGACAGCUGUUAUCUCUGCAGCUCCACUGUCAUUUUUCCAGAUUUCCCAUUGACAAACGCCAAAAAAAAAAAAAAAAAAAAAAAAAAAAAAACCUUCGACACGCCCAUUUUCCGAGCUGCAGCCACCCGCUCUCGUUCAGUUAAAUCAGUUCAGUCUUCAGAGGUGAGGAGAGCAGUUCAAGCUCUUCCCACAACGAUCACAUCAUAUCAGCUCAGCUCCUUCCACAGCAGUUCUCCAAUAAAUGCUGGAAUAUUCCCAUCAGACGAGCAUCAGAGCAUCAGGAAGAGCUGAAAUCUGCAAAGAUUGAGUUUAUUAAAGAGGACAGUGAGAGCAUGAGUGAUCCAGAACCUGCAGAAUGAAACACACUGAAGAUACUGAAGAACAAAGAGACCCGAUGGAAGAGAGUGAGGAGAGUGAAGAACUGAGUGAAGUGGAGGAGGAACAUCAUGACAAACCUGGAGAAAAACCUUUGAGUCGCUCAAAGACUAAAAAGACAUUUUUAAAGAAAAGAAAAGCAAGGAAAUCUUUCACCUGCUCUCAGUGUGGAAAGAGUGUGACAACCAAACAAAGUCUUAAGGUUCACAUGAGGAUCCACACCGGAGAUAAGCCGUAUGCAUGUGAUCAGUGUGGGAAGAGUUUCAGGCAAAAACCAAAUCUUAGGCAACACAUGAAGAUCCACACUGGAGAGAAGCCAUUCACAUGUGAUCAAUGUGGGACAAGCUUCGCAUCAAAAGUAUAUCUUAAGGAACACAUGACGAUCCACACUGGAGAGAAGCCGUUCACAUGUGAUCAGUGCGGGAAGAGUUUCCCAUACAAACAGAGUCUUAAGGCUCAUUUGAGACUUCAUACUGGAGAGAAGCUGUUCACAUGUGAUCAGUGUGGGAAGAGAUUCACGCAAAAAAUACACCUUAAGGUUCACAUGAGGAUCCACACUGGAGAGAAGCCGCAUGGAUGUGAUCAAUGUGGGAAGAGUUUCACGUGUUCAACACACCUUAAAAAUCACAUGAGGAUCCACACCGGAGAGAAGCCGUUCAUGUGUGAUCAGUGUGAAAAAAGUUUCUCAAACAAAGAAAGUCUUGAUCGUCACCUGAGGGUCCAUACUGGAGAGAGGCCGUUCACAUGUGAUCAAUGUGGGAAGAGUUUUGUGGAUUCUUCAAAACAUAAAAGACACAUGAAAAUCCACACCGGAGAGAAACCGUACGCAUGUGAUCAAUGUGGGUUUAGUUUCACAGAAAAAACAAAACUCAAGAUACACAUGAGGAUCCACACUGGAGAAAGGCCAUUUGCAUGCGAUAAAUGUGGGAAGAGUUUCAAGGAUUUAGGAUGGCUUAAGAGUCACAUGAGAAUCCACACUGGAGAAAAGCCUUUCAUGUGUGAACAGUGUGAAAAGAGAUUCUCAAACAAACAAAAUCUUAAGCUUCACAUGAGGAUCCACACUGGAGAGAAACCGUUCACAUGUGAUCAGUGUGGGAAGAGCUUCAAAGAUAAACCAAGUCUUGAGCGUCACAUGAGAGUUCACACCGGAGAGAAGCCAUACAUGUGUGUUCAGUGUGAAAAGAGAUUCACUCACAGACAAAAUCUUGAUGUUCACAUGAGGAUCCACACCGGAGAGAAGCCGUUCACAUGUGAUCACUGCGGCAAAACAUUUAUUGUGUCAUCAGCCCUGAAGAAACACCUGACAGUUCAUACGAAGGAGAAGCCACAUUCAUGUUCUGUGUGUGGAAAGAGUUUUUCACUGCUGCAAAGUUUACAGGAACAUCAGAAUAUACACACUGGUGUAAAAGCUUAUAUGUGCUUUGAGUGUGGGAAGACUUUUACUCAAGCAAGUGCUUUAAGGCAGCAUAAGAAGAUUCACACUGGAGAAAAACCUUACAAGUGUUCACACUGUGACAAGAAAUUCAGUUGUUCAGCAAAUCUAAAAGCACAUGAGAGGAUCCACACUGGAGAAAAACCUUUCAAGUGUUCACACUGUGACAAGAGUUUUAGUGUUUCAUCAUCUCUGAAAAUACAUGAGAUGAUUCACACUGGAGAAAAACCUUACAAGUGUUCACACUGUGACAAGAGAUUCAGUCAGUCAUCAUCUCUGAAAAUACAUGAGAUGAUCCACACUGGAGAAAAACCUUACAAGUGUUCACACUGUGACAAGAGAUUCAGUCGGUCAGAACAUCUGAAAACACAUGAGAUGAUCCACAGCAGAGAGAAGCCGCACACGUGUGAUCAGUGUGGGAAGAGUUUCUCUUGUAAAAGUCAAUUGAAGCUUCACAUGAAGAUCCAUACAAGAUCUACAUGAGAAACCACUUAGUGGCAAAACCACUUAGUUUCCUAACAGCCAUGAUGAGUGAUGGGACAUUUUGUUGGUUGAUUGUAGGAGUGGGUGACCUGAUGAGUUUAUACUGUGAUCUUGAAGAUGUCCACAAACUACUUUUCAAGAGAAUCAUGGAGAUUGUGAUCUUAUAUGUAUUCGUAAUUGUUAAAUUUCUAUGGGUGUGCCAAAAAAUAUGCCAAAAUUAACCUCUCUUUGUUUUGUUGUUUAGUAUCUUUAAUAGUGUUCUGUGACAGUCUUAACCAUAUCACUUUUAGUUUGCCAUCUCGUUUUGGAUAUUAUUUUGCUACUUUUCCCCUUUAGUUUUCUUUCUUUUAGAUGCCGUUGUUCUCUGCCCAUUAGUAUGGUGAACAGGGUUAAAUGUGUACAUAUACCUCAGGUAAGAAUGGGAACACUAUCCUACAUGUUUUGUGUUUGUUAGCAUAAGUUAGGACGCUUGACGCUGAAGAUCUGAUUUAUUUUCUUUUAUUUCUUUGUUAGGUUAGAGGAUUAAUUAGAAGUUAUGCUCAGUUUGUUGUUUUUUUCUUUGGCAUCACUAAUUGUGUCUCUUUUCUCUUGGGUUUAAUAAUCUGAUUUUGUUUUGAAUUGUAAAUAUUUGCUUAUUUUCAUCAUCAUAUCAUCAUUGUACAUUUAGUUUGGCUUAUGCAUAAUAAUUGCUUUGCAUUACUUUUUUUUCACGUCGUCACCUGCCAACUCCAUCACUCUAAAUUUGAUCAUGACCCCAGUGUUGUUCUUUUGACCCUAGACCAAACUAAGAGGUUGUAACAGUAAUAAUGUUAAAACUACACCAAUAAAUGCCUUCUUAAACUCACAUAAUGUGACCUUCUUCACACUUAAGAAUAUAACCUUUAAAUACAAGUAUGCAAUAGGAAAAACUUCUCAAGUCAGCGUAAACAGCACAGGCAUCUGUACAGUGUCCAGAGCAAACGUGUUAAAAUUAAAUCUAAAAUAAUUAUUGUUCAUGAAUUUGCUUUUCCUUCAGUCCAGCAAAUCUUUGUUUGAUGUUCAGUUUGUAAAGACUAUCUGUUAAAAAAUAUCUGCAUAUGCAUCAUUUUUGCAUCAGCUUACAGAUUACAUGUCAAGCCUACGCCAUAUAGAGUUUCAUGACUUAACUAGUGAUUCAUAACACAAAUCAUCUUCAUGACAUUAAAAUAGAUAAUUGUGACACAGCAGUUGUCGAGCAGAUUUGAUGGGAUUAAAAUGACUCAUCAGUGAUCUUGACUUUUUAGCUUCACUUUCAGUUUCACACAAAGGAGAAGAUGAAUCUGAUAUUGGAUCUGAUUCCCCCCCCCCCAGCCCCCCCGCAUUAUCUUUCUUUAGAACAUCUAGUUUCCCUUCCACUUCUACUCUUCCAUUCAAAUGCAAUGUAUUUUUGAAGCUGGGGACUUUGCUUCUCUUCUUCUUUUGAGAUGCUUUGACUCUCUUAUAUAAAUCUGUCCUAUUCAGUUUCAUUUUUACUUAAUUUUUGUAUUUGCUUCAAGUAAUGAUUGAUUAAACUAAUAAUUUUA